GUGGAGCGGGGAAACUGAUACUCACACAGACCCAAGUAGAAAAUAUAUCUCAGACAACAAUGGUGAAAAGCCCUCGCCUGCCUUUUCCCCACUGAAUCUGAAUCUCGAAGAAGAAGAGGCAAAAGUAGUGACGAACACGAACCCCUAUCAUGCAUUCAACUUCAUUUCAUCGAUUUCAACAACCCCCAAAUUUAUUACUACACAAAUCUCUCCAAACCGAUUCACAUUUCUCUGUCCUCGUUCUAGGUUAUUCAUUUUAGGGAUUCCGACCACUUCUCGAGAUCCUAUUAUUGCCAAAUCGAAUCAAACCUGUUAGAUCUACGCUCCUCCUCCUAGUUCCCCUUGCGCUCCAUUAUUUCAAUCUUAAACUUCGAUACAACAAUGUGGUAGUCACUAGUGAACUUCCUUUCGUGUCGGCUGUAAUAAACUUGCGACUGCGGCGGUGUUGAUAAUGAUUCCGGCGGAGCUACACGGCGGCGGGAUGGAUAAUGGAAUUGAUCCGAGCAAUCUGCACUUGAAGAAGGAAUUGACCCAAAUCCGGAAGGCUGCCCGACUGCUGAAGGACCCCGGCACCUCGUCCACGUGGCGGUCGCCGAUUGGCUCGGCGAGAUCCCUCGCCAAGCACCACCACCACUAUGUGAAGACUGAGGGUAACGCUAACGCCAUUGCCAUGGCUUCUUCUUUCUCUGAAAACCUUAAUUUGCAGGAGGGAACUAAUGAUAACUUUAGUAGUAUUAGUAGUAACGUUGUUGGAGAUCAUAAAGCUUGUAACAAUAAUAACAAUCCUAAGAAUUCGAAGCAGAGGAAAGUGUAUCUCUACAAUUGGAGGAGGAGUGGCCACAUUGACGAUGAUGAUGCCGACGACAAUGGCAAGGCGUCGGGAUCGUCAUCGACUCAAGACGAUAGCCUUGACGCCGCCGUUGGCAAUGAUUCCAAGAGUGAUUCUUGCUUGAGUGAUAUAUACGCCACGGCGAUAUCCAAGUUCACAGGCGCGAGCCUGAGCUUUACGCCGCCGUCAAUUAGGCACGGCAGUGGCGGCGCAGCAAUGAAGAAGAAGGCGAAGAGGAAGACUUACUCUAGCGACAGCCCCCGGGAUUAUAUCGAUAAGUUGCGGCUGCAGGAGCUGUUGCGGCGAUACACGACCAAAAAUGUCGCGGCGGAUGAUUCGCCGAGUUUAAGUUUAAGCAGGCUGAGUUUCGCGGAUCGAUCCGAGGGAACAGAGGAUUGUUUGAAUUCCGAGGAUUUCACAAGAUCGACGACGCUUUCGCCAUUUCUCGCGAGGCUCAAGAACAAGGGAUGGACGCCUACGCCUACGCCUGCGAAGUUGUUGAGUCGUUGCCGGAAAGACGAGAGGUCGCCAGUGCUGUCGAGUAGCUCUUAUAAGCGAUUCAUCGAGUCUUGGGAUGCCACCACCGGAUCAGUCAACGACGACGAUGACAACGAUGUGGAUGAUCGGUUUGAAUCCGCGGGGCGACAAGGAUGUGGAAUUCCAUGUUAUUGGUCGAAGAGGUCGACUCCAAAGUCGCGAAUCGGGAGUUCUUGUUCGCCGUCUCUGUCGGACACUUUAAGGAGGAAAGGAAGCAUCAUUCUUUGUGGAAGCCAGAAAUUGUAUAAGCGAAGACAUUAUCGAUCGUCGCCUUUGAGCUCGAGCAAGAAGCGACAUUGCUACAAGGCCGCAGCCCAAAGCCUUGUCCCCCUUCUCACUAACGGAUCAUCUGUUGGGACAGGGAACAGCGACGAUGAGGUCUCGACAAAUUUAGGGGAGCUCGAUUUAGAAGCUUUGAGUCGAUUGGAUCGAAGAAGGUUGUCGUCAAGUUAUAGGAGCCAAGAUGGUUUGGAGCUCGUCGUGCUGAAUGGCGACGCACUGGAGGAAGGUUCUCUCGAGAAUGCGCGCAGCCUCAGCCACAAGUAUAGGCCGAUGUUUUUCGAGGAGCUGAUCGGGCAGAAUAUUGUCGUGAAAUCGCUUACAAGCGCGGUUUCUAGGAGAAGGAUUGCGCCGGUUUAUCUUUUCCACGGUCCUCGUGGAACGGGGAAGACGUCCGCGGCUAGAGUUUUCGCAGCUGCUUUAAACUGCCGAGCGAGUGAUGAGACGAAGCCCUGUGGAGUCUGCGGCGAAUGUGCGGAUUUUGUGUCCGGGAAGAGUAGUUAUCUUGGAGAAGUCGAUGGCUCGAACAAGAAGGGAAUCGACAUCAUAAAAUACUAUCUGAAAAACAUUUCGAUGUUCCAUUCUGUGGCUGUUUCGCAUUAUAAGGUUUUUAUAGUCGAGGAGUGCCAUUUACUGCCGUCGAAGACAUGGCUGGCGUUGCUCCGACUGCUCGAGAAGCCAAUGCCGCGUAUUGUGUUUGUGCUAAUCACGACUGAUGUCGACAAUGUGCCGCGCGCCGUGGUGUCUCGGUGCCAGAAGCACCUCUUCAAUAAAAUCAGCAACGACGACAUUGCGAACAGGCUAUGGAAGAUUUCGAGCGAUGAGAAGUUUGAGGUCGAAUCGAGCGCGCUGGAGUUGAUCGCGUCAAAUGCAAAUGGUUCGGUAAGGGAGGCGGAGACCAUGUUAGAUCAGCUGAGCUUGUUCGGGAAAAGAAUCACGAAGUCGUUGGUGAACGAGCUCAUUGGGGUUGUUUCGGACGACAAAUUGCUCGAACUUUUGGAGCUAGCCAUGUCGACAAACGCUGCGGAGACAGUGAUAAAAGCCCGAGAAUUGAUGGAUUCCGGCGUCGAUCCAAUCGUUCUAAUGUCUCAGAUGGUGAGCCUUAUCGUCGACAUCAUCGCCGGGACACACCACGAAGGCAACGAAGAUUCCUUUUUUGGCGGGAGAAGUUUAACCGAAAGAGGCGUGGAGAGGCUGAAGCAUGCGCUAACGAUACUCUCCCAGGCCGAGAAGCAUCUAGGCGUUUCGAGCGACCGUUCUACGUGGUUCACGGCGACCCUGUUACAGUUAGGUUCUUUACCGUCGGUAGAUCAAAUGCAGCCGCUACCAAGUUUGAGGGCGACGGAGGAGGAGAAUGGCAGUAUGUCGAGAGAAGCUAUGUUGCAGAAUCUACGAGCUAACGCACGAAUCGAAUCUCCUUCGAAAGGGAAUCCAAUGUCGCUGAGUGACGCUGUUAGAGUUCGUUUGAAUCAUCAAAGCCCGCGUAAAGGAGAAGAAGCAUUGAGAUGCGUCGACUCGAAAAUGUUGGAAAGUAUCUGGCUUCGAUGCAUCGACAAGUGCCAUUCGAAGACUCUCCGACAGUUGCUUCAUUCUUACGGGAAACUCGUCUCUAUAUCCGAAAUCAAAGGUGAAUUCAUAGCCCACAUAGCCUUCAUCGACGGCACGGUGAAAAGUCGAGCUGAAGGCUUCCUCAGCAGCAUCACGAAUUCGUUCGAAACGGUCUUGCAACGCAGCGUCGAGGUGAAAAUGAUUCUUCUAAAGGACGCCUUCUGCUCGAAGAAGAUCGAUACUGCAGAAGAUCGAGAAUGCCAUCAGACGAAGUCUUCAGAGCUCGCGGCGAAAGAUAGCACGUCGGAAAUCCCUCUACGACGGAUCGAGUCGAUCAUUCACGAGCAGAGAUUGGAAACUGCAUGGCUGCAGGCGAUGGAAAAGGGAACCCCGGGAUCGAUGGCUCAUCUGAGGCCGGAAAGGAACCAAAUCCUACCGCAGGACGGCGUCGACAAUGCGAGUCGAUUGGAGACGGUGAAUUCUCGCGACAUGCCGUCGCAGCAUUGGGAAGACGAGCUGAAUCGCGAGAUCAAAGCUCUGAGAGUUAACGACGGAUCAUCGGUUCAAGACGAGCAGAUCGUGAAGACCAUCGAUCACUAUCCGAUUUCCCCGAGCUUACUACACAGCAGCAACACGGCGAGCAAUCUCAAUCUCGCCAAGGAUAACAUGGGAUACGAAUCCGGGUCGGGCGGAGGCGGAGGCGGCUGCGGCGCAAUGUUCUGUUGGAGAAGAAACAGAGUUAGAAAAAGGGGGAGAAAGGUUUGCAAGAACAGGCAGAGGCCAAUACAGCAGCUGUUAUAACUAUGGAAGAAAUGCAAAUUUCAAGCUAUUCGUUUCCGUUUUCUGCUAAUUAAGAUUCUUAUCUGUACGAGGAUUAUGUAAGGGAUGAUAAUGUUAUUACUACAUUUGGGACUUAAUUUUUUUGGGAUGCUUACGCUGUUGAUUUGAAAAAAUUAUAACACAGGUUACAUAUACAAACAACAUAUUAGUAUUCUGUUAGUUAUACGCUGUAUUUAUAUUAUAUUAACGUAUACAAUGUAUUGACUGUAGUAACUGUGUACUAUUUGU
Molecule: messenger RNA, 4261 nt
Organism: Andrographis paniculata
Lineage: Eukaryota; Viridiplantae; Streptophyta; Magnoliopsida; Lamiales; Acanthaceae
Product: protein STICHEL-like
Exons: 6
Coding region: 452-3994 (1180 amino acids)
Biological process (GO): DNA repair; DNA-templated DNA replication
Cellular component (GO): nucleus; DNA polymerase III complex; DNA replication factor C complex
Molecular function (GO): ATP binding; DNA clamp loader activity; DNA-directed DNA polymerase activity
Source: RefSeq, a predicted model, not a curated record